AUGUCCGAGAGGCAUGAACGCCACCACAGCGGAUGGAAAACUACUCAAAUCCCAAACUCCCUGCUGAGAAUAGAACUCUGGACCUCAAGAGUUCGUAGAAGGCCUCGAAGAUUCAGUUACACUAUUGCACUUGAUGGCGACAUUUUACAUUUAUGGGAUUACUUAUACAUUAGAUGGAACCAGAGGAACAACAGAGGCCCCAAAACAUGGCCUCUUGUAGGAGCAGCCAUUGAACAGUUUGUGAAUUACGAUCGAAUGCACGACUGGCUGGUGAAGUACCUGUCGGAGACGAGAACUGUCGUCGUGCCGAUGCCAUGGACGACUUACACUUACAUUGCAGAUCCUGCUAAUGUUGAACAUGUCCUCAAGACCAACUUUGCCAAUUACCCCAAGGGGGAAACUUACCAUUCAUACAUGGAGGUUCUGCUUGGAGAUGGGAUCUUCAAUGUGGAUGGCGAGCUCUGGAGGAAACAGAGGAAAACUGCAAGUUUCGAGUUUGCGUCGAGGAAUUUGAGGGAUUUUAGCACCCUAGUCUUUAGAGAAUACACCAUGAAACUCUCUAGUAUUCUCAGUGAAGCAUCUUUCAACAACCAUGAAGUAGACAUGCAGGAAUUGUUCAUGAGAAUGACAUUGGACUCCAUAUGCAAAGUGGGAUUUGGAGUAGAGAUAGGGACUUUGGCUCCCAAUCUACCAGAUAAUCCCUUCGCUAAGGCAUUUGACACUGCAAACAUCAUCGUCACACUUCGAUUCAUCGACCCACUGUGGAAGGCCAAGAAAUUCCUUAACCUGGGAUCUGAAGCUCUACUUGACAAGAGCAUUAAAGUAAUUGAUGAUUUCACUUACUCAGUCAUAAGAAGAAGAAAGGCAGAGCUAGAAGAAGCAAAAGAAACUGCAGAAAAUAUUCAGAUACAACAUGACAUAUUGACAAGAUUCAUCAAGUUAAAUGAAGAUUUUGAUAGCAACUUUACAGACAAGAGCCUUAGAGACAUUGUCCUGAACUUUGUGAUCGCUGGCCGCGAUACGACUGCUACAACGCUGUCUUGGGCUAUAUAUAUGAUAAUGACUCAUGUUCAUGUAGCUGAGAAGCUCUACUUGGAACUCAAAAAUAUGGAAGAUGAUCGAGCAGCGGAAGAGAAGGUUGCCUUGAUUCAGUACAACGCAGAAGAUCCCGAAUCGUUCAAUCAAAGAGUCGUACAGUUUGCAGAACUUUUGACAUAUGAUUCGUUAGGGAAGUUACAUUAUUUGCACGCAGUGAUCACAGAGACUCUUCGCUUGUACCCAGCUGUGCCUCAGGAUCCUAAGGGGAUCCUCAAGGACGACGUCUUGCCGGACGGAACAGAAGUAAAAGCAGGAGGCAUGGUGACUUAUGUUCCAUACUCAAUGGGGAGGAUGGAGUAUAACUGGGGCCCUGAUGCAGCUUCAUUCAGGCCUGAGAGAUGGCUCAAGGAGGAUCUCUUCCAAAAUGAAUCACCUUUCAAGUUCACUGCAUUUCAGGCUGGACCAAGGAUGUGCCUGGGAAAGGACUCCGCAUAUCUACAGAUGAAGAUGGCACUGGCAAUAUUGUGUAGAUUCUUUGCGUUCACUUUGGUGCCAAGCCAUCCAGUGCAGUACAGGAUGAUGACAAUUCUAUCAAUGGCUCAUGGUUUGAAGGUUAAAAUAGCUAGACGUUCUAAUUAACACAUUUGCAUUUCCAAAACAAUGGCAACACUGCUCAAUCAACCUGUUUCGAAAUUAAUUGUAAGAGCUAUUCCAUUGUAUUAAUAAAA
Molecule: messenger RNA, 1766 nt
Organism: Tripterygium wilfordii
Lineage: Eukaryota; Viridiplantae; Streptophyta; Magnoliopsida; Celastrales; Celastraceae
Product: cytochrome P450 704B1-like
Exons: 8
Coding region: 1-1677 (558 amino acids)
Molecular function (GO): iron ion binding; oxidoreductase activity, acting on paired donors, with incorporation or reduction of molecular oxygen; heme binding
Source: RefSeq, a predicted model, not a curated record